Peromyscus eremicus (cactus mouse) is the source of this 1859-nucleotide messenger RNA. It is a transcript of the gene Klhl35, whose product is annotated as kelch like family member 35. Gene Ontology annotation, molecular function: protein binding. Lineage: Eukaryota; Metazoa; Chordata; Mammalia; Rodentia; Cricetidae. The transcript is spliced from 6 exons. The record is from RefSeq and is a predicted model, not a curated record. The coding region runs from base 1 to 1728 and encodes 575 amino acids.
AUGCGGGAGACCCCGGGGCGCGAGGAGUCGGAGCCGGGCGUGGAGGCCCCGUGCGCCGCAUCCUGCCACGCGCAGCGCAUCCUGCAGACGCUCAACGCAUACCGGCGGAGCGGCACCCUCACCGACGUGGUGCUGCGCGCCGGCGGCCGCGACUUCCCCUGCCACCGCGCGGCGCUCAGCGCGGCCAGCGCCCACUUCCGCGGCCUGUUCGCCGCCGGCCGGCCCGAGCGUGCAGCGGCCGUGGUCCCGGUAGGACCCGAGGCGCCCGGGGCGGCGGCGGCCCUGGCCGUGGUGCUCGACUACAUAUACGGCGCGGGCGUGCGGCUGCGCGCCGAGGAGGAGGCGGCCGCCGUGCUGGCGCUGGCCGAGCGCCUGGGCGUGGCGGGGCUGCGGGAGGCGUGCGCGCGCUUCCUCGAGGGCCGCCUGCGGGCCGCCAACAGCCUGGCGCUGCGCCGCGUGGCCGCCGCCUUCUCGCUCGCCUCCCUGGCCGAGCGCUGCGGCCGCGUGCUGCGCCAGGCCUUCGUGGAGGUGACGCGCCACGCCGACUUCCUGGAGCUGGCGCCCGACGAGGUGGCGGCGCUGCUGGCCGACCCCGCGCUGCGCGUGGCCCGCGAGGAGGCCGUGUUCGAGGCGGCCAUGCGCUGGGUGCGCCACGACGCGCCGGCUCGCCGCGGGCAGCUGCGGCGCCUGCUGGAGCACGUGCGCCUGCCGCUGCUGGCGCCCGCCUACUUCCUGGAGAAGGUGGAGGCCGAUGAGCUGCUGCAGGCCUGCGGCGACUGCCGCCCGCUGCUGCUGGAGGCCCGCGCCUGCUUCAUCCUGGGCCGGGAGGCGGGCGCGCUGCGGGCCCGGCCGCGGAGAUUCAUGGACCUAGCGGAAGUGAUAGUGGUCAUCGGCGGGUGUGACCGAAAGGGACUCCUGAAGCUGCCUUUCGCCGAUGCUUACCACCCCGAGAGUCAGCGCUGGACCCCACUGCCUAGCCUGCCUGGUUACACACGCUCUGAAUUUGCCUCCUGUGCACUGCGAAAUGACAUUUACGUUUCUGGAGGUCACAUCAACAGCCGUGAUGUCUGGAUGUUUAGCUCCCAUCUGCACACCUGGAUCAAGGUUGCCUCGAUGCACAAGGGCAGGUGGAGGCACAAGAUGGUGGCCCUGCAGGGACAGCUCUUUGCAGUGGGCGGCUUCGAUGGCCUACGGCGCCUGCGCAGCGUGGAGCGCUACGACCCGUUCUCCAACACCUGGGCGGCCACAGCGCCCCUGCCGGAAGCCGUGAGCUCUGCAGCGGUGGCGCCCUGCGCUGGCCAGCUGUACGUGAUUGGGGGCGCCGGGCAGGACGGUGUCAACACUGAUAAGGUGCAGUGCUUUGACCCCAAGGAGGACCAGUGGAGGCUGCGGUCACCAGCACCCUUCUUGCAGCGGUGUCUUGAGGCCGUCUCCCUGGAAGACACCAUUUAUGUGGUGGGAGGCCUCAUGAGUAAAAUUUUCACCUAUGACCCUGGCACCGAUGUCUGGGGAGAGGCAGCUGACCUGCCCGGCCCUGUGGAGAGCUGUGGCGUGACAGUGUGUGACGGGAAGGUGCACAUCCUCGGUGGGCGGGACGAACAUGGGGAAAGCACCAACAGCGUCUUCACCUUUGACCCCAGCAGUGGGCAGGUGGAGGCCCAGCCAGCGCUGCAGCGCUGCACCAGCUCGCAUGGCUGUGUCACCAUUGUCCAGAGCCUGAGCAGAUGACUGGGACAGCCUGAACCAGGAGGCGGAGAAAACUUGGGCAUGGCACUUGGCUCCCCUCCUGGACCCUCCAUGUGAAUAGUCCUCUAACUUAUUGCCCCUUUCCUCGUAGAAAUAAAAAAGGUUGUUCAAAA